Molecule: messenger RNA, 243 nt
Organism: Prunus armeniaca (apricot)
Lineage: Eukaryota; Viridiplantae; Streptophyta; Magnoliopsida; Rosales; Rosaceae
Source: the annotation of a GenBank genome assembly
AUGUGCCAAGGGGCUAUCAUCAGCAGCCUCCUCCUCGACCUCUUCCUCACCCUGAGGAAAAGACCAGAUCAACAAGAUAAACAAAGAGGGGAAGGGCGUGGCCUGGGAAAGGAAAAGGAGAAAAAGUUCAAGGAGAGGUACUUACGGUCGCAGGAAGGGCUUCACUCACAACCACCGAAGGAGCUUCCUCCUCAUCCUCGUCCUCCGAGAGAUCAAGGAGGACCCUUUUUCUCGGCCGCUUAG